Trichomycterus rosablanca is the source of this 2013-nucleotide messenger RNA. It is a transcript of the gene mtmr7a, whose product is annotated as myotubularin related protein 7a. The record is from RefSeq and is a predicted model, not a curated record. Lineage: Eukaryota; Metazoa; Chordata; Actinopteri; Siluriformes; Trichomycteridae. Gene Ontology annotation, molecular function: phosphatidylinositol-3,5-bisphosphate phosphatase activity; phosphatidylinositol-3-phosphate phosphatase activity. Gene Ontology annotation, biological process: phosphatidylinositol dephosphorylation. The coding region runs from base 53 to 1885 and encodes 610 amino acids. The transcript has 14 exons. Gene Ontology annotation, cellular component: membrane; cytoplasm.
CUGUAGAAAGCUUCGGAUAAACGUUGACUCGCUCUGAGGUGAUUGAGAGUAAAUGAUGGAGCACAUACGGUUGCCAAAGGUUGAGAGCGUUCAGCUAGUGGAUAGGGGCAGUGUUCAAAGGGCACGAGUUGGCACACUGUACUUGACAGCAUUUCAUACAGUGUUUGUGGAUAGUAAACCAGGACCUCGCAAUGAACUGUGGGUGCUGCACAGUUUGGUGUGUAAUAUCAAGAAGCAAAGUGCUACCGCUUUGGGACACCCACUGCUCAUUCAGUGCAAAAAUUUCCAUGUGUUUCAACUGAUAAUCCCACAGCAACACGACUGCAACGAUGUUUAUGCAUCGCUCAUACGUCUCUCCAGGCCAGAGCAGUAUGAGGAACUUUAUUGUUUUUCUUUUAAUCCUUACCUGAACAAGACCGAGAGUGACCAGGCCUGGGACUUUAUAGACCUGAGGGCUGAGUACAGGCGAAUGGGAUUGCCAAAUAAACUAUGGCAUGUCACCUCCAUCAACCGAGAAUACAGGAUGUGUGACACAUAUCCCGCUAACCUUUUAGUGCCUAAAUCGGCCACACUCCCGGUUAUUGUAGGGAGUUCUAAGUUUCGCAGCAGGGGCCGAUUUCCCACACUGUCCUACUACUGCAAGGAAACCCAGGCAGCCAUAUGUCGUAGCAGUCAGCCACUGUCAGGUUUCAGUGCCCGCUGCCUAGAAGAUGAACAGAUGCUGGAAGCCAUCAUGAAGUCCAACCCUGCCAGCCAAUUUAUGUAUGUUGUGGAUACCAGACCAAAGCUCAAUGCAAUGGCAAACCGGGCUACAGGAAAGGGCUAUGAAAAUGAGGACAACUACACCAAUAUCAAAUUUCAGUUCCUUGGAAUUGAAAAUAUCCAUGUGAUGAGGAACAGUCAACAGAAACUGAUUGAAGUGUCUGAUCUUUGCUCUCCAUCCAUGGGGGAAUUUAUUUCCGGACUGGAAAAUUCAGACUGGUUGAAACACAUCAGAUCAAUACUGGCUGCUGGAAUCUUUGUUGCCAGGGCAGUGGCAGAAGAAGGCGUUAGUGUGUUGGUUCACUGCUCUGAUGGUUGGGAUCGGACAGCACAGGUGUGCUCUGUGGCCAGUGUACUUCUUGACCCUUACUACAGAACUCUCAAGGGACUUAUGGUGCUGAUUGAAAAAGACUGGGUGUCAUUUGGACACAAGUUUUCUCACAGGUAUAGCCACAUCGACGGAGACCCAAAGGAAGUUUCGCCUGUUAUGGACCAGUUCUUAGAGUGUGUGUGGCAGCUUAUGGAGCAGUUUCCCUGUGCCUUUGAAUACAAUGAGAAAUUCCUCAUAAGCAUCCAUGACCAUAUUCAUUCAUGUCACUAUGGCAACUUCAUUAGCAACAGUGAGAAAGAAAGGAAACAUCUGGGUGUUAAAGAGAAGACUCACUCAGUCUGGCCUCAGUUGUGGAAAAAUAAAUCAGUUUAUGUGAAUCCUCUGUUCAGACCAGACCACAGUCAGACCCAGGGAGUUCUGCGUCCUUUCACUUCCCCCUACUGUUUCAAGUUCUGGAGUGGUUUGUAUAAUCACUUUGACAGGGGUUUGCACCCUCGUCAGUCUCUGCUGGAAUGCGUAACAGCUGUAAAAGAGGAAACACAGCAGUUAGAAGAAGCGCUGGCCAUUUGUAAGCAGAAACUUGCCACAUUGAGUAAGAAGCAGGUGAACAUCGCUGACAUGAAGAAACAUGUACCAGUCUACAUAAGCCCAGCUACCGUCCCUCAGGAUUACGACAGUGGAAUUAGAAGUGACCCUAAAGUGCUUUUUGGAAAAACACCAAAAAUCUCAGACCAGGAUUCAGGAGAGGAAAACUUCAACUGCCAUUUUUCUAGCAAUGGUGACACAAAUUAAGAAAACAUCGAGAACCCUAACUCACAUACAGCUGUCUUUAACACUACCUAAAAAUGGUGCAUGUGAAAAUGAAAGCAACAGAAUGUGCAAUUAUAUUAGAAACAGAAAAAUAUUAUGUAUGCACCUGA